AGGAGGGUGGAGGCAGGCGGGCGGGGGACACGGGCUCCCCUGCCUCCCACUCGCACAUGCUGCCGCGCUGCAGUCAGCUGGAGCAGCGCCUCCGCCGAUGACCUUCUCGCCCGCUCGCCGCCCCUGAGCUGAGGACGCCCGGCUCGGCUGCCUUCUCGCCCGCGCGGGGCGGGGAUGUCACAGCGCCUCCCGGGAGCUGCUUCCACCGCCGGGACCAGUUGCAGAGCCGCCGCCGCUCGCGAGGAGCCUGAAAAAUGAACCCCCAGUGCGCCCGCUGUGGCAAAGUCGUCUAUCCCACGGAAAAAGUCAACUGCCUGGAUAAGUACUGGCAUAAAGGAUGUUUCCAUUGUGAGGUCUGCAAAAUGGCUUUAAACAUGAACAACUACAAAGGAUAUGAAAAGAAACCAUAUUGCAAUGCACACUACCCAAAACAAUCCUUCACUACGGUGGCAGAUACACCAGAAAACCUUCGUCUGAAGCAACAAAGUGAAUUGCAGAGUCAGGUUAAAUACAAAAGAGACUUUGAAGAAAGCAAAGGAAGAGGGUUCAGCAUUGUGACUGACACACCUGAAUUACAAAGACUGAAAAGGACUCAGGAGCAAAUUAGUAACGUGAAAUAUCAUGAAGAUUUUGAGAAGACAAAAGGCAGAGGUUUUACACCAGUGGUGGAUGAUCCUGUGACAGAACGGGUGAGAAAAAACACCCAGGUUGUGAGUGAUGCUGCAUAUAAAGGAGUACAUCCACAUAUAGUUGAAAUGGAUAGAAGACCCGGAAUAAUUGUUGACCUCAAAGUUUGGCGCACAGAUCCUGGCUCCAUCUUCGACAUUGAUCCUCUGGAAGACAGUAUUCAGUCUAGGAGUCUGCGUAUACUUUCUGAAAAAGCAAGCCGUUAUAAUAAACAGCAUUUCCAUUCCACCAGUACUUCUGGCAUGAGUUUGGGAGGUGAAAAGUCAGAUGGUUCUGAGACAAACCCUAGCCUUUCUUACUGCAGUGAGGUGACAAGGCCAUCUGAUGAAGGAGCCCCUGUGCUUCCUGGGGCAUAUCAACAAAGUCAGUCCCAAGGGUAUGGAUACAUGCACCAGACCAGUAUGUCAUCUAUGAGGUCGAUGCAUUCACAGCCACAUUCAGCAGGCUUGAGAACAUACAGAGCUAUGUAUGACUACAGUGCACAAGAUGAAGAUGAAGUUUCCUUCAGGGAUGGGGACUAUAUCAUCAAUGUGCAACCAAUUGAUGAUGGCUGGAUGUUUGGUACUGUUCAGAGAACUGGGAAAACAGGAAUGCUUCCAGCAAAUUACAUUGAGUAUGUUAACUAAUUUUUGUCCCUAGUCCUUUGAACUUUAUUCUGAUUUACUCAAAACUUAACCCUUUUGAAACAAAAUACUCAGAAGAAACUUUUAAGACCACAUGUUCAUUACUUUAUCACUAAUAUAACAAUUUGAUGUAAGAAUUGCAAUCUGACACACAUAUCCAAACAGUAUGGCUUACAAUAACACUUUGUAAGAACAAAAGACGUAUGUGGAAGCCCAGUGCUGCCAAUUAUGUAAAGUUUCCAUCCAUUAGCUAUAAAGGAGAAAUCUCUUUUUCUUAGAUUCUCUUUUAAACGUAACCAUAACAUGGAUUCUUUUCUUAUGUCACUUUGAAAUCACAAGCGGCUAAUACUUUCAAUUUAGUAACACAUUCUAAUCAUUUUUAAAGCUGUUUAACUUAGAGCAUUUAACGUCCCAAUAAAAACUGGAUAAUACAGCCUUUUAAGUAACAGGAGAUAACAUGCUGGUAAAAAUCCUACUGCCCAGCAGCCUUAUAAGAAACAAAAAGUCUUGACAGUGGAAGUUCCUAACUCUCACUUGCCCCCACCACCACACUCAUUCCUGGGCCUUACACUGGCUCUCCUUCAUGACUGUACCCUUAGCUCCUGUCAGUUUUGCUUGCUUCCCAAUCCAUCAGUUUUGAUUGUGCCUCGAUUCCUUGCAAAUCUGUGUCUUUUUCACAGUAUGUUUCCCACUGGCACUGUUCAGAGUGCAGAGCCAAAUUGCCACCUCUUCUGUUUCCCUUAAAUAAUACUUGAGAGACCAGGUGGGUGAGGUAAUAUAUUUCACUGGCUCAACUUCUGUUGAUGAGAGAGACAAGCUUUUGAGCUUACACAGAGCUGUUCUUCAAGCUCAAAAGUCUUGUCUCUCUCACAAACAGAAGCUGGUCCAGUGAAAGAUAUUAUCUCACCCAUCUUGUCUCUCUAAUCCUGGGACUGACAUGGCUACAGCAGCACUGCAUACAUUAAAUAAUACUUAACAUUUAGAUAGCAAUGUCCAUCUUCAAAGCACUGUACAAACAAUUUCCAUUACAUCCUUUAUCCUUAACUAUCCUGAUGAAAAUAGCCAGUCUUAGGACCAUGUACUGUGUGACCUCAUGAAGCUUAUAGUUACAUCCUUCAUUCUUACCACAAGUGACUUGCUUAAUGUCUGCUUUGGUGAUAAAACCAACUUGUACCCCCCCCCCCCCCCCGCUGCAAAGGAGUCCUGCACCUGUGUAGAAAAGUUGAGAGGAGCUCUGAUUUUAUGAUAUGUUACAGUUCAAUGGCCUAUUGCUUGAGUUCCUUCCAAAACACUGGCUCUAGUUGUGACAUCAUUUAGUUGCCCAAAAGUGGGUUAUAUUCACCGACUGAUUAAUGAAAGGCAAACAUCAUUGACUGCUAUUGAGUUCAUUUUUUUCUCAUAGCUGGCACCAAAGCAAGAACUAAACAAACAAAAAUCCUACCCACCUCAUUCCAGCUUCCUCCCGAACACCAAAAAGAGGAAAAGCUGGUGAAUAUUAUGGGGCAGUUAGCAAAAGGAAAGCUAUAGACUGUUUUUGGAUCUAAGGAUCAAUCUUAGAAGCUAUCAAGUUUCUUUAUUCCUGAAUAAAAAGUACUUAGAUUCCAGGAUUCAGUACCAAAAAUGGAAAUAUUUAUUGUCCCAAAUUGUUUAUGCAAAAGAUUCCAUUUUGACUUUCUAACACUUCUCUUCCACCUUAAACUACAUUCAAAGUAAGAUGAAAAAGGAAAACUAAAGUGAUUAUAUUCUCUUCAACUUUGGAUCAGCUAAGCCAUUGGUAAGAAACAGUAUAAACAUUACAGGCCUGAUCAUUUUGUUUACUCACAAACUGCCAGGUAUUUUAUUUCUAUUGUCCAUUGGCUUGUGGUCAGGACUGAAGGAUGCAGGUGUGAUUCUAAUCAUUGGGACACAACAGCUAGUUGCAAUAUAACGUGGCCCUGAUCCUGCUUAUUGAGCUCUGUGUGGAUACAGUAUCCUCCCUUGCCGUUCUCUUACAGGAUCAGGUCCUAAAUCAGAGGGAGCACAAAAUCAUGUAAAGUGUCAUGGAGGAGUUGGUGCAUGUGUAUGUGUGUGUGUUUAAGGAACAAAAUAUUUUUUUCUGUACUCAGAUCUGAAUGAAAGAUGGUAGCUAUUUAGUAGCCAUCCAGAAUUUUGAAGCUGCACUGGCCUUCCUGUAGUUUUUAAAAAUUUAACUACAUUUAUGCUGUGUUUAUAGAGAAUUUUCUAUUUCUGAUUUCAAUAAGUCAGCCUGCCUGCAUUAUUUCAUUUAACAAUAAGGAAGGAAGGCAGUAAUUAUUCAUUAUGUUAAAAGCAACCCACCAGUGCAAGACACCUGCCAAUUCUGCUUUGCAUACAGUUAAAAGGCAGCAAGCUUCUUCACUUCCAUUGUAUUGUUAGUAAGGGAGAAAAUCCCAAGCUGCAAGACAGAGAACAGUACAUUUCUAGGAUUGUGGGGUUUUUAAAAGAAGAAUAGUAUAUUUUCUUGUCAGACAAAGAAUUUCAUGGGUGAACCUCUCCAGGAGCAUUUAACUUCAGAGACUGAUUAGAAGCAAGAAAAAUAACUCUGUAAAAGUGAAACCUUGAUCUUCCAUAGUAGGCAGCACUGCUGUAACUACACUGUAGUUUUAAAAUUCUGUGGAAGACCUGGGAGUUUCGUCCAUGGAGCAGCUGAAGCAACAAGCCCUUAUUGUUUAUUGGUGUCUUCCAUGUCAAAUUUGCUAGCUUAGCAAGUGAAACAACUGCAUUUAAAUUGUGGACGCUUUAAGCUCUGCCUGAAUGUGAUCUGAAAGGCAGUUUAUUUCUAUAUCAGUCAUCAUCACCAGCCAUCAGCAACAGGGUUAAAAUUACAAUUUAUAAUGGUUGGAAAUUUUUUUCUGAUGAUGUCUGGAUAUCGUUUGCUGCUGUGGUCUUGUACUAGCUCCUUAGUGCUGACAACAGGAAGAAUAAGUUGUCUGUAUGCUAAACAAAUAUGAAUCAGAAGAAACAUAGGGAGCAGAUAUGUACAGCAUCAAGGUGCCCUUUGUAGUGUCUUUGAAAACAGAGAAACAAACCCCAUAACCGCACUAGCAUUCUGCUCAGCUUGGGAAAGGGAUAUCUAGCACUAUGUAUAGUAACAAGCUAAAUCAGGAAAUAAGCAUUUUGUCAAGUUAGAGGACUAUGAUAUGUUAAACAAUGGAAAUAAAACAAUCUUUAUGAAUCUGAAUAUCCUAUAGCCUGGCAAAGCACCUGAAGCAAUUUGCAAAAUAAAAAAGGUCAAGAAAACAAAAGAGUAUGUGAAUCCUGUUUCUCCUGAGAAUGCUAUAUCAGCAUAAUUAAUGUGCUUAGUUUAAAAUUAUUCAUUUGCAUAGUUAAUUUUUUGUAGUGCAUGCUUUUAGUAAUUUUUGUUCAUUUGAAAUGGUUAUCUGGUUUUUUAUAUCUGGGAAAAUGAAUUCUAAUUACAGUGCACUGUUGUUAGCAGUGGUACCCAAUAUACAAAGUGAUUAGAGCCUGGAUAUCAAAAUGUUUUAUGAAAGCUACAACUUGUAAUACAUAGAUCCUCAGUUCAACCACCACAAUUUGUAAGUACAAUUCUUACAAGGAGUUUGUGAGGCCCUGCUGAUACACUCUGGAAUGUAGGGAGAAGUAAAUGCCAGAUACAACUUGUUCUACCUUUAAAUUGUCUGACAAGCAAGGAAGAUAAAAACUAAUUCUUUAUUUUACCACAGUGUAUCACUCUUACUCCAUACAUUGCACAGUUGAACAGCAUCUCACUGGAGAUGAAAAUUUUGUCUUCUGGACACAAUCAUCUCAGAAUUCCAUAAUUCAGCUUGGAGUUCACUAAUCCCCAUUCAAGUGUUACAAAAGUAAGGGCACUCUAAUGUGCUAUUAUUCUUCAAGAACAAAGUAUAAAUAUACCACAGUAUAUAAGAUAGUUAGUUAUAAAGGGCAGCUUGCUGUUCAUUAUAUUUACUUCCCCGUUUAAUCUUUUUCUAAACAAAGCUACUAUUAUGGAUACUACAGUUAUAAAGUUCCAUUAUAGCACAUUAGUAUUUAAUAUUGAAAUGCGGUUCUCGUGACUACGCUGACUUACCACACACCAAUUAAGCAGCAAAGAAUCCUGUGGCACCUUAUAGACUAACAGAUGUUUUGGAGCAUGAGCUUUCGUGGGUGAAUACCCACUUCGUCAGAUGCAUCUGACGAAGUGGGUAUUCACCCACAAAAGCUCAUGCUCCAAAACGUCUGUUAGUCUAUAAGGUGCCACAAGAUUCUUUGCUGCUUUUACAGAUCCAGACUAACACAGCUACCCCUCUGAUACUUGACACCAAUUAAGCAAGGUUAGGGCUCGAGAGUGAAUCACUUUAAUGGAUUAUAUUCUUGAUAUGUGUGUCCUUCUUAAAAGUUCCUUGGUGACUUGGAAGGCCUCUAGUGCUUGGCCAUGGAGUUAAUUUUGGUUUUUAUUGUACGGUGAUGGCACGUCCUUUCCUUAUAAAACAAUCACACACACAGAAGUGUUGGGCAGAAUGUGAUAUAAAGAAUAAAAUCUGCUAGAUUUGAACUGUUUUGAAUAACAUUCUGUAUGAAAUAUGGAAUAAGAUGUAGUUAGUAAAUAUUUAAAUACAAUAUAGAAACAAGCUAAAGAUACUUUCUAAACAUAGAUCUCCAUACGACUACAUACACUCCAGUGCUUUGUGUUGGCAAGAGCAAACUGCUGGUGAGUUAAAAGGUAAAACAUUAUACCGUGCUUUAGCAAUCAUUCUCCAAUCUUUAUACCAUAGAAACCACACCUCAAAUCUCAUCACCUCUCUGAAAGAAAACAUGGAGUUAUAUUUCUUUCUUUAAUUGCCUGCACUACUACAGUAUAUUCAAAGGAAUUUCAUAUGCUUUUGUGUCUGAUAUAUAACGUUUGCAUAAUGUAUCUAAGUUGUAAUCCGAUUGCUGUUGAAACAUUUCUUUUGUUUUAGGAGAAAAAUAAGUUAUAUACUGUAGCAUUACAAUCAUAUCUAGUUCAAUAUUACAAGUUGCUAAACCAUCAGAAAGCAGCACUGACUGUAUUAACGUUGAUUAGCAUGGUGUGGAAACUCUUUCAGAUGUUGGUUUUUGCAGUGUGAUAUAAAAAGCAAAAAUGAACCGCUGCACAAUUUAGCUUAUAUUUGCUUAAAAGUGUGUAGAGUUCUAGUUACUUUGCAAAACUGUAUGUUUUUUUGGGAGUAUACGGUUAUGAAGGAAACACUUGUUUUUUUUCAAAGGACGCGGAUUAUUACUGGAUCAUAUGAUGUAUCAACAUAAUUUGGCUUUUGUUAUGCAAAAAGUUAACACCAGCUAUUAAAAUAUAUUUUAGUAGAAAUGCUUUAAUUCCUGUUUUUUCCUCUGCACUGUGAAUCUUUAAGCCUGGGUGGACUAGAGCAGCAUUCAUGCUGUCCAAAAUAUUAACCUAUGCAAACUAGUUCACAUUUUAUUUGAUGACACAGUGGAUGUAACGUUACAGAAUUUAUUCUGCAUAACAUACAAUGGCAUUGAAAUAAAAUAUUAAACCUAGGAUUAUGUAUGUAUUAUAUUCAUAAACAAAAUACAUCAAAACUACCAUACCUGUUGAUAUAGGUUACACAAGUUAAUUGUUUAUUGCUUCAACCAAGGAUGCUUUGUAUAUUCAAACAUGAAUGAAGAAUAUAGCCAGACUUGGCUUGGUCACUAAAUGUGUUUUCCUAAAAAUGCAUUUUGUUUCAUGCCCUCUUCAAGAGGUUAAUAUGCUUUCUUCAGGCUGCAUUUGGAAUCCAUCAACAUA
Molecule: messenger RNA, 7068 nt
Organism: Gopherus flavomarginatus (Mexican gopher tortoise)
Lineage: Eukaryota; Metazoa; Chordata; Testudines; Testudinidae
Product: LIM zinc-binding domain-containing Nebulette
Exons: 9
Coding region: 255-1313 (352 amino acids)
Cellular component (GO): focal adhesion
Molecular function (GO): actin filament binding
Source: RefSeq, a predicted model, not a curated record